Chilo suppressalis (striped riceborer) is the source of this 4420-nucleotide messenger RNA. NCBI's taxonomy places the organism in Eukaryota, Metazoa, Arthropoda, Insecta, Lepidoptera, Crambidae. The record is from the annotation of a GenBank genome assembly.
UGAAGUUGGAACGCGACGUAACCACCCACCACCAUAUUGAAAAAUAAAAAUUAGUUUAUCAAUGAUGAAUUGAUGAUGAGCAAGUGUAAUUAAAAUUUGUGAUAAAUUUAAUGUUUCUUUGUAAAAAUGUCUGGGAAUUUCGGAAUGCAGCAGUUGAUCCCAAUUGUAAACAAAUUACAAGAUGCCUUUGUGCAAAUGGGCGUUCACAUGUCUUUGGAUCUUCCACAAAUUGCAGUUGUGGGUGGUCAGUCCGCUGGAAAGAGUUCGGUAUUAGAAAAUUUUGUAGGCAGAGAUUUUUUGCCUCGAGGAUCGGGGAUCGUCACACGACGUCCUUUGAUUCUACAGCUGAUAAAUGGAAAUGCAGAAUAUGCGGAGUUUCUUCAUUGCAAGGGCAAAAAAUUCGUGGAUUUCAACGAAGUGCGAUCAGAGAUCGAAGCUGAGACGGAUCGCAUCACAGGUUCCAACAAGGGCAUUUCGCCAGUGCCCAUCAAUUUACGCGUCUAUUCUCCUAAUGUCCUCAACCUGACGUUGAUCGACUUACCGGGCUUGACGAAGGUGCCUAUAGGCGACCAGCCCGUUGACAUCGAGCAGCAAAUAAAGGCCAUGAUAUUCCAGUUCAUCCGACGAGAAUCAUGCCUCAUCCUCGCAGUGACGCCUGCCAACACCGAUCUGGCCAAUAGCGACGCCUUAAAACUUGCCAAAGAAGUAGACCCGCAAGGUCUCCGCACAAUCGGUGUGAUAACCAAGCUGGAUCUUAUGGACGAGGGUACAGACGCUCGUGACGUAUUGGAGAACAAGCUGCUACCCCUGAGGCGCGGCUACAUCGGCGUCGUCAACCGCUCGCAGAAGGACAUCGACGGUAGAAAGGAUAUUUCCGCUGCGCUCAACGCUGAGAGGAAGUUCUUCCUCAGCCAUCCUUCGUACAGACACAUAGCUGAUCGGCUUGGUACCCCAUAUUUGCAGCGAGUGCUGAAUCAACAGCUCACGAACCACAUUCGCGAUACGUUGCCAGGACUUCGUGACAAGUUGCAAAAACAACUGCUAGCCUUAGAAAAAGAUGUGGACCAGUACAAGCACUUUAGGCCGGACGAUCCUUCGAUCAAGACGAAGGCUAUGCUGCAAAUGAUCCAACAGUUGCAAACGGAUUUCGAACGUACCAUUGAGGGAUCCGGUUCUGCUCAGAUCAACACCAACGAAUUGUCCGGCGGUGCUAAAAUCAAUCGGCUGUUUCACGAACGGUUUCCAUUCGAGAUUGUCAAAAUGGAGUUUGAUGAGAAAGAGUUGCGGAGAGAGAUCGCCUUCGCUAUUAGGAACAUUCACGGUAUUAGGGUUGGUUUGUUUACUCCCGACAUGGCCUUUGAGGCUAUAGUGAAAAAGCAAAUUGCUCGGCUAAAGGAACCUUGUAUCAAAUGCGUCGAUCUCGUGGUUCAAGAGUUAUCUAAUGUAGUCCGUUUCUGCACUGAAAGAAUGUCUCGGUACCCACGACUGCGUGAAGAAACGGAACGCAUAAUAAUGUCCCACGUACGGUCCCGCGAACAGCAGUGCAAAGACCAACUGUUACUGCUCAUAGACUGUGAGCUGGCGUACAUGAACACAAACCAUGAAGACUUCAUCGGGUUUGCGAACGCACAGAACCAAUCGGAAAAUGCUAAUAAAUCCGGCCACCGAGCUCUCGGCAAUCAAGUAAUUAGGAAAGGCUACAUGUGCAUACACAAUUUGGGAAUUAUGAAAGGUGGUUCUCGCGACUACUGGUUCGUAUUGACAUCGGAAAGCAUCUCGUGGUACAAAGACGAGGAGGAGCGCGAGAAGAAAUACAUGCUGCCUUUGGACGGCCUCAAGUUGCGCGACCUCGAACAAGGGUUCAUGUCGCGCCGCCACAUGUUUGCACUGUUCAAUCCAGAGGGCAGGAACGUUUACAAGGAUUACAAACAACUGGAGUUGUCGUGUGAAACACAAGACGAUGUGGACUCUUGGAAAGCUUCUUUUCUUCGGGCUGGUGUUUACCCGGAGAAGACUUCUGAGGCAGCGAAUGGAGAAGAGAGUUCUGACAGCGCGGGCACAAGUAGCAUGGAUCCACAACUAGAGCGGCAGGUGGAGACCAUUCGUAACCUGGUUGACUCGUACAUGCGUAUAGUGACCAAGACGACUCGCGACCUAGUCCCCAAGACCAUCAUGAUGCUGAUCAUCAACAACGCCAAAGAUUUCAUCAAUGGAGAGCUGCUCGCCCAUUUGUACGCUUCUGGUGAUCAGUCGCAAAUGAUGGAGGAGUCGCCCGAAGAGGCGCAGAAGCGCGAAGAGAUGCUGCGCAUGUAUCACGCGUGCAAGGAGGCUUUGCACAUAAUCGGCGACGUUUCCAUGGCGACGGUGAGCACGCCUGUGCCGCCACCCGUCAAGAACGACUGGUUGGAGAGCCGGCUCGACUCCAACCCGCGCCUGUCGCCGCCCUCGCCCGGUGGCCCGCGUCGAGCCGCGCCCGCGCAGCAAGGUUCCCUGGGUCAGCGUGGUGCGCCGCCCCCACCGGCGGGCACUGGUCGGCCGGCGCCGCCACUGCCGUCACGACCCGGCGGCGCCGCGCCCCCGCCUCCCGCCGCUCGCCCCGCGCCCGGCGCCGGUCUGCCCGCCCCCCUUAUACCCACGAGGCCCGGUGGCGGGAACGCGAGCGGUGCCAUGGCGGGCGCCAUGAACCAGAUGUCGCCCCAUAUGCGCGCGCAGGUGAACCAGGCGGUCGGCCAGGCGGUCACUAACGCUGCCAUCAACGAGCUCAGCUCCGCCUUCGCCAGAUUCAACCGGCCAGUUCCAAAUGUACCACCGAAGCUACCCGAGAGACCGCAGAAUGGGCGGCCAUUUUGAACGCGUCCGCCAUCGCCGCCAUCUUAUGUAUGAUAAGUCACAUUGUAAAUACGUUCACAUACACUUGUAUAUUGAGUAAAACGUAGUUUAAUUAAAAAUGCUUAGCAUUAACGUAUGGUCCAUUUGUAACGGUGGCAGGUAACAUUCGAAGAAACGAAACUAGCUGUAUGUUACUGUAGUUAACACUUCACACGCUUAAAAUAAUAGCAAUCAGUGAUGUAUUAUAAUAUUGAAUAGUUUAACGAUAAAAUUUAUAUUUCUAUGCCCUAUUCAUUGAUGUUAUUAUAAAAAAUAUCAUAAAUAAAUUCGAAGUGUUGUAUGAUUUCUGAAAAUUAUCACGAUAAAUUUGUCAGUAUUGGAAGCCAAUCUUGAUGUUAAUUAGGAGUUAUUAAUUGUUACCAAACUACGUGUUUAAAAUCUUUAUUAUUUAAUAGGUAUAAUAACAAAAAUUUACAUCACAUGUUAAUUAUUUAUGUAGAUUGAAAGAUUGACUAGAUUCCAUGCAUAAGUGUUAUCUCAACCAGCUUCAAUUGUUCAGCUGUUUACACAUCAUUCUGUAUGAAACUCGUAAAUAUAGAAUUAAUAUAUACAGAAUGUGCUUAAGUAAUUGUUACUUAUUAAAAUAUUAUAACCGAGACAAUAUCUCACGAAGUAUGUAACUUUUUUAAUUACAUAAAAAUAUUGACUUUUCAUUGCAUUUUUGAGUAUAGGUAUCUAUAUUAUUUCACAAAGUGAAAUAUGAUUAUUUAGAUACUGUAUUUCAAUUAGUCACUCGUUCGACUGAUAUUAUAAUAAGCUAUUGGAAUGUUUGUGAUAGAAUAGGGUGCUCGUAGAAAUGCAUUUUUCUGAGAUAGGCGCCUUCAGUAUCGAGAUUUGUAGUUUUUGUUAACGUGGCAUUUAGUACGGCUCAGCGCGUGAACGGGAGCUGAAUAUUGACAGUAUGUUGAAGUAUAUUAUUAUAAUAAAUUCGGAUAGCUUAUGGUUUAAUAUUCAAAUUUCAUGUGCUACAUUUUAAUGAAAAUAUAUAUUAAGGUUUUUAUAUUAGUGAAAUACAACGCUGAGUAUUUGACCGUUAGAUAUUUAACGAGUCAGUACACAAUUUCUGGUUUUAAAGAAAAUGUUUGCAAUUUAUUUUCAAAGAAUUAUAACUUUAAUUUGUUACUGUGAAUCGUGUUUAAAUGUAUUGAUUUUGUUCCUGUUAUGGAGUUUUAAAAAUAUGGAAUACAAUAAAAAAUUAUAUAUCUUAGAUUUUUUUUUACUUAUUUAUAAUAUACUGUAUAAACUGAAUGUAACUUAAUAUUUUUAGUUAAUAUUCUAGCUAGCAGACCUGACUCGUCCAUUGUUUAGUUUAAUUGGAGUUCAGUCUAGAAGAAAUUACUUGCCAAAUAGUGACAAGUGUGGUGAAAUUCAUUUUGAAUGAGCACAAACUCACCUGAUUUGUUAUACAUUCCCAUUGUCAUCCUUUGUUCACGCGUAAGAGCUUCUAUGUGUAUAUAUGUGUAAAAUAAUAUAUGGACUUGUUUAUACUUUGUGUACUUGUUGUAUGCAAUUGUAAUAAAUGUGUAUAUAA